UCACAGCCCGGAAUUGCGACGCUUUUGUUUUGUUUUGGUUUAGACUUUUUUAGUUGGACUGUGAGGGCGACAUGCGGCCGGCUGGGACCGGGACAAACAUAAGAAAGCGAAGCCGAACACGGAAUAAACGGGGGGGGGAAGAAACUGACCGGUGAUGGACGAUGACGCUCCGAUUCAUCACAAAAAGCCGACUUUCACCGACGACAAGAUGAAAGCGUCCAGCGACCCUCCGGCCGGAAGUAGCAGAGUCGAACUGUCGCUGCGGAAUUUGGACAUACGCCGUGCGAGCAAGGUCAACUUAUCUCGGGCCGCGGAAGAAGACGAGGAUGCGGAGGACAACAACAACAACAAUUGCAACGGUGCGGCCAGGGGGGCGGGCAUCGUGGAGCUCCUUAGGGGGAGUCUGCUGGCAUGGACGUCUCCUCUUGACCGCACCGGCACAGACGGUCGGAUGCCGGACGCCUCUGAGGGAGUCCUCGGUGACGCAACCGCCGCUUGCGACGUCUCAAGCGGCUACGACGGCGAGCAGGAGCCGCACGGGAAACAGGAACAAGCCGGAGUUGAAAACGAGCCUUCCUCUGCUGCUGUAAACGCUUCGAGCACUGGAGGGUUUGAUCUAGUUUCACUUUUAAAUCGAAGUGGGAAUAAUCUCAGCGUGGGUGACUCUUCCAGCGUCACGGAGCACGUCUAUUGCGCCGUCUACUGCAUAGCUAACGACAGCGACGUUGUUGGUUUCGAACACCCAGACGACACGAUCAUUAUAGCCGAACAAGACGCUGACAGUUCUGGGAACGAACUGGUUCUGCACACCACUGAGGACCUAGUGGACCCCUUGCGUGGAUCCGCCCGGCGGCUGUCAACACUGCAGACGGGUGCCCACGCAGCCCAAGUACAGCCGUGCCGGGUGUGCCUGGAGGAGAAAACAAUUGCACCCUUGCCCUGCUGCAGGAAGCCGGUGUGUGAUGACUGCCUGACCGUGUACGUCCGCUCCCAGGUGCAAGAGGCCAAGACUUCCAUCCGCUGCCCUAUCUCGGAGUGCAGCGGCCUGCUGGAGGACGCCCUGGUGGUGUCCUUCCUGGACAAAGAGGAGGUGCUCAGGUAUCGCUACUUCAAGGAGCUAAGUCUUCUGGAUUCCAGCACCAAGCCCUGCCCGCGCUGUAAACAAUUUACCUCGCUCACGGUGCCCAGCCCCAUCCGCUCUGAGCACAAGUACAAGAUCAAGUGCAGCAACUGCCAGUUUGUGUGGUGCUUCAGGUGUCACGCACCCUGGCACCACAGAGUCAAAUGCCGCGACUACCGCAAAGGCGACACGCUACUGAAAAAAUGGGCGAGCGCCAUCGAGCGCGGCCAAAGAAACGCCCAGAAGUGUCCUAAGUGCAAGGUCCACAUCCAACGCACGGAGGGAUGUGAUCACAUGAUAUGUGGACAGUGCUACACUAAUUUCUGCUACCGCUGCGGCGAGCGAUUCCAUCGACUCAAGUUUUUCGGGGAUCACUCCUCCAACCUCAGCGUUUUCGGCUGCAAAUAUGGAUAUCUGCCCAAUAACCCACAUCUACGGCGGCUAAUAAGAGGAUCCAUCUGCGGCCUGAAGGUGCUGGUCGCUCCAGUGGUCAUCUCACUGGUCCUGGUCUUUGGCGCUCUGGCACUGGUCAUAGGUGUGAUAGGGUUUCCCAUCUACUAUGUGUGCAAGAAGAGAAAGAAGCAGCGCUUUACAGCUAUAUCUUUUUCGACUGCCUGACGCCGGGUGCACCACAGGAGCAUCUCUUCAGGGUCAUCCAAGUUCCCUGGACCACCACUCACAAACAAGACCAGGAAUGGGAUAUUGCACUUUUGCACUUUUUUUUCCCAAAUCCACGCUUGACAUUCAUUUAAUCAAACUGAGGAGAAUCAGGUUUGUUGCCACCUGCACGAUUGAUCUACGAUUGGCUGACAUUUGGAUGAGGUGGGACUGUGUUGAGAAGAAAUGAGCACCCCGGAGAGAAGACUGGAGGUAUGACAAGGAACAAAAAUAUCCACAUUAUAGUGAACAGUAAUUUAUGCAACAGUUGAAACUACUGUGUGUGUGUAAGUGUGCAUGCCCACACCCUGCAUGUCAGCACGUGUGCAUCCUCAUCAAAAACAAAACCAAGGUGUCGGCCUGUCGUGUUGUGCCAAAACAAACCUGCCUAAAUGUGUUGCGCUAAAUCUGCUCCCGUUUUACUUUUACUUAUCUGUAGCAGGAUGCUCAUGUCCAAAUGUUUUUUCUUAUUGCCAAAGAAUGCUGGAAGCUUUUAACCUUCCCUAUCAAGCCACACACUUUAACACAUUCUAGUAACAUAAAAGACGUCAUGUCUGUCUCGCUGAACACGCCAUUGUCCUCAAACAUGAAAAUCCACCGCUCUAUAUUUGGAAACGCGUGUGUGAAAUAUGGAGGAAAUAAAAUUCCACGGUAUUCACUAUUGACUUCCGUGUAGAAAAGGCUAAAUGUGCCCAAGAAUAUGAGGGCCACACUGAAAAAAAGCUAUAAAAAUGUUGUUCCCGAUGUUUUAUGAUUUUUAUUAAAACAGUGCCGCAAAGUGGUGAAAGAGACAUGAUACAAAGGAAACGAAUCGGAAAAUGAUGAAGAAAUGUUCGAAUGAAGUCGAGAUAGUAUGAGAAAUUACAAAACUGCUAAAAAAAAAAAAGGUAAUAUUCCAAAGACUGCACCUGGGGAUAGGUUGAUUGGCAACACUAAAUUAGCCCUAGUGUGUGAAUGUUGUCUGUCCAUCUGUGUUGGCCCUGCGAUGAGGUGGCGACUUGUCCAGGGUGUACUCCGCCUUCCGCCCGAUUGUAGCUGAGAUAGGCACCAGCGCCCCCCGCGAUCCCAAAGGGAAUAAGCGAUAGAAAAUGGAUGGACGGGUUCCCCAAAAAAUGUAUUAUAGUGUUGAAACAAAUUAUUCAUAUUGCAAUAUUAAGUUGUAAUGCAAUGAGUAUGUUGUAAAGUGUUAAUGUUACGGGAAUAAAGGUUGGUUACAAGAAUAAAGUCCUGAUAUUACAAGAGUAAAAGUUGGUUAUGUUGGAAUAAAGAAUGUGACAAAUGUGUUAAGAAAGUCACGUUGCAAAGAAAUUAAGUUGUAAUACAAAGAAUACGUAUGGAUUCUGAUAAAAUAGUUUAAUGUUAAAUGUAUUAUAUUGUGAUUUUUUUUCUCCAUUUAAAACACUUUCAAGUGUUCUGCAUAUCAUGUAAUAGUGGUUCUUUGGUCAAAAUCCUGCAUGGAUUAUGUCUAGAGAAAGUUUUCAAGCCGUUUUCUCUUCAGGAUAUGCCAUUUUGUGGGUGGUGUUUUACAUGCCUCCACUUUGACUGCAUCUUCUCCCCGCCAGCCGUGUUGUAGUUUUUAGCGCUUCCACAUGGAGUCUGCUGACAGAUAUAAUUUAAGACUAUACGCUACUUUGCAUUAGAAACGGCAAUAGCUGAGGAUGCAUGUGCAUGUACGAGCCAGUCUGCCCCACAAGAGGGUAGAGAAAAAGAAAGAACUCGUUGACUACAGUGCGGACUACAAUGGCGGAGUCGCGCAUAGCUCUUCGAGUAAAUAUACCAUAUAUGAAUAUGUCCGCUGAUGUCACCGGUGUUAAAAACGGCACAAAGUGGGAAAAUUCCAAACGGCUUGUUAAGAGGAAGUAUGAAGAAAGGAAGGCAAAAUUGUUUCUUACAAUUUCUCUGUUUUAAAAUUAACGAGACUUAAGCAGAUCCCAAAUACACAAAAACAGAUAUCAAUAGGUAGGAAAAGUUACUUUUACAUAAUAUUGCCCCUUUAAGUAAAACAUUCGGGAGAAAUAUGUUACAAAAAAGAUGCAAUCCUUUAAUAAAGUUGUAAUAGUCGGGUUCAAAAGGUACUUAUGUUAAAAUAGAUUUGUUAUCUUGGGAUAAUAUAGUCAGAAUGUUACAAAAGAGGUAGUGGUUUUACAAGAAUAUAGUCGUAAUAUUACGGGGGGGAAAGGUUUGUUACAAAAUAGUCUUUUUUGCGAGGUAACGAUGGAAUAAUGUUGUCAUGUUGCAAGAAUUAUUUUGUAAUACAAAGAAUAACUUGGAAUGUGAGAAAAAUAUUUGAUAAUUAAUGGUAGGUCAGAUCAGGAAAAAUAUGUUGGAAUAAAGAGAUGCAAUAUUUUAAUAAAGUUGUAAUCUUACGAGAAAAAAAGUUUAAAUACUAAAAUGUAGUUGCAGACUUGCGAUAAUAUAUAGUCGUAUUGUUACAAAAUUAUUUGUGUUACAAUAAUAUAGUCGUAAUAUUAUUAGAAGGAAAAAAGGUGGUUGCAAGAAUAAAUUCCUGAUAUUGUAGUCCACAUUUUUCGAGAAGAAAAGUUGGUAACAAUGGAAAAAAGUUGUGAUACAAAGAAUAAGGUCAAAUGUGACAAAAAUAAGUAAGUUGAGUUAAAAAAAAAUCAAUUAACUAAUCGGUAAAAAAUACAUUUGAAUAUAAUGAUGCAGUCCUUCAAUAACCUUGGCAUGUUACGAAAAUAAAGUUAUAAUAUUCAGGGGGCGGAAAGUUGUAAUAGUUAAAGUUAAAGUACCAAUGAUUGUUUCACACACACUAGGUGUGGUGAGAUUAUCCUCUGCAUUUGACCCAUCACCCUCACCCCCUGGGAGGUGAGGAGAGCAGUGAGCAGCAGCAGUGGACGCGCCCGGGAAUAAUUUUUUGUUGAUUUAACCCCCAAUUCCGACCCUUGAUGCUGAGUGUCAAGCAGGGAGGUAAUGGCUCCCAUUUUUGCAGUCUUUGGUAUGACUCGGCUGGGGUUUGAACUAUCAACCUACCCAUCUCAGGGCGGACACUCUAACUACUAGGCCACUGAGCAGUAAAACUGAGUUGUGAUCUUUCAAUAAUAUAGUCAUAGUAUUUUCAUAAAAAAUAGUCAUAAUUUUAGGAGAUAAAGUUAUGAGGGAAUAAAGCCAAGGUAAAGUUAUCAAGUUACAAAAACAUUCUGACAUCACAAGAUUAAACAGUAUUUGUAAUAUGAAUAAAAAGUUACAAGGAUCUCUGGUUACAUUACGAUUAAAGUUUGUCUACGCUCAUACUAUGACUUUAAUCUUGUAUCAUUUUUCUGUUUAUCUCGUAAUUUCGUUUGAAAAAAUAAGACAAUUUUUUGUACAUUAUUCCCAUAAUUCCUGUUUUGUUGAUAUUUGUGUCAUUUCCCAUUGUGGCCCUCAUGCUGUUUAUCAGACCUUUUUUUUAUAGGAAUAAGUUCAGUGUCAUGUCAAUUUGAAUGAAGGCUGCUGGUUUCUAUUGGCUGGAUGUUACCUUUUGACCGAUUUUAGUUACAUAAUGUUUCAAGUGUGCCUUAUAGCCCCCAACACUGAUGCAAGGCAUCAAUUUGUUGAUCAUGUGACACCAUUAUUAAAUAUAGGGUUAAUAUUGACUAUUAUUCACUUCACAGGGUAAAUUUGAAUAUUCAUAGCAUUCAGUUGUGCUGACUCUAUUAAUACAAUCCAUGGUCCCAGCUGCAACCCAAGUAUGUAUAAUUGUACUUUUGCACAUAUUAUUGACAUGCACGUUACAGGAACCUGGACACUUCCAAGUAGAUGAAUGUAAACGUACUAGAUUGUGGUCAGGAUACUACACAUUGGACACUUUCUUCCUCUAAUUUGGGGUGUGCUGAAGAGUGUUUGAAAUGUGGAUGGAGAACUAAUAAAGUGAAGUUUGUCACUCGU
Nerophis ophidion (straightnose pipefish) is the source of this 5662-nucleotide messenger RNA. RefSeq names its product ring finger protein 217 (gene rnf217). Gene Ontology annotation, biological process: protein polyubiquitination; ubiquitin-dependent protein catabolic process; positive regulation of proteasomal ubiquitin-dependent protein catabolic process. Gene Ontology annotation, molecular function: ubiquitin conjugating enzyme binding; zinc ion binding; ubiquitin protein ligase activity. The transcript is spliced from 7 exons. The record is from RefSeq and is a predicted model, not a curated record. NCBI's taxonomy places the organism in Eukaryota, Metazoa, Chordata, Actinopteri, Syngnathiformes, Syngnathidae. Gene Ontology annotation, cellular component: cytoplasm; ubiquitin ligase complex. Bases 155 to 1738 code for a protein of 527 amino acids.